AUGUAUUUAUACAAUAUGACAUUGCAACGGGGUAGCGGCAUUACGCACGCUAUCCAUGGAAAUUUCAGUGGAGGAAAAAUACAAGAAAUUUUAGUCUCUCGAGGAAAAUCUUUAGAGCUAAUGAGACCUGAUCCAAAUACUGGCAAAGUCCACACAUUGCUAACUGUAGAAGUAUUUGGAAUUAUUCGUGCUUUGAUGAGUUUUAGGCAAUCCGGCGGUACUAAAGAUUACAUAGUUGUUGGUUCUGAUUCUGGAAGAAUUGUUAUAUUGGAAUAUCUACCUUCAAAAAAUGUCUUAGAUAAAGUGCAUCAAGAAACUUUUGGAAAGAGUGGAUGCAGGCGAAUUGUUCCGGGACAGUAUUUGGCCAUUGAUCCAAAAGGAAGAGCUAUAAUGAUUGGUGCGGUAGAAAAACAAAAAUUAGUGUACAUUCCUAACAGAGAUGCUGAAGCACGGCUUACAAUUUCAUCACCUUUGGAAGCUAAUAAAAGCAACACACUCGUGUACCACAUGGUUGGAAUUGAUGUAGCUUUUGACAAUCCAAUUUUUGCCUGCCUUGAAAUUGACUACGAGGAAGUUGAUGCAGAUCCAACCGGAGAAGCUGUACAAACUACAAGGCAGACUCUUACAUUUUAUGAAGUUGAUUUUGGUUUAAAUCAUGUAGUUCGUAAAUAUAGUGAACCUUUAGAAGAACACGCUAAUUCUCUUAUUACUGUUCCUGGUGAUAAAGAUGGACCGGGUGGUGUUCUAAUAUGUUCAGAAAAUUAUAUUACCUACAAAAAUCAAGGAGAUCAACCAGACAUUCGAUGUCCAAUUCCACGUAGACGUAACGAUUUGGACGAUCCCGAAAGAGGAAUGAUUCUAGUUUGUAGUGCUACACACAAGACUAAAUCUAUGUUUUUCUUCUUGGUUCAGACAGAACAAGGUGAUGUUUUCAAAGUGACAUUAGAGACCAACGAAGAGUUUGUGACAGAAAUUAGACUGAAGUAUUUCGAUACUGUCCCGGUAGCUUCUGCCAUGUGUGUUCUAAAAACUGGGUUUUUAUUUGUAGCAUCAGAGUUUGGUAACCAUUACCUGUACCAGAUUGCUAAUUUGGGUGAUGACGACGACGAGCCAGAGUUCAGUUCCGCAAUGCCUCUCGAAGAAGGAGAUACAUUUUUUUUUGCUCCAAGACAACUGAGAAAUUUAGUAUUAGUUGAUGAAAUGGAUUCAUUAUCACCUAUUAUGGCGUGUCAAGUUGCUGAUUUAGCUGCUGAAGAUACUCCACAAUUAUAUAUGGCCUGUGGUCGAGGUUCAAGAUCUACCUUAAGAGUUUUAAGGCAUGGGCUUGAAGUUUCAGAAAUGGCAGUAUCUGAACUACCUGGAAGUCCAAAUGCAGUAUGGACCGUAAAAAGAAGAGCGGAUGAAAAUUUUGAUGCCUAUAUCAUUGUGUCUUUCUCGAAUGCCACUCUAGUAUUGUCUAUUGGAGAAACUGUGGAAGAAGUUUCGGAUUCAGGUUUCUUAGGAACUACGCCAACACUAUCUUGUUCUCCAUUAGGUGAUGAUGCUGUUGUACAGAUAUAUCCUAACGGUGUGCGCCACAUACGUUCCGACAAACGAAUGCACGACUGGAAAGCCCCUGAAAAAAAGAAGAUUGUUAAGUGUGCAGCUAAUCAACGACAAGUUGUAAUUGCCCUCGGUGGUGGUGAACUUGUUUAUUUUGAAAUGGAUCCGACUGGACAUUUAAAUGAACAUAAAGAUCGUAAAGAAAUGAAUUCUGAUGUUCUUUGUAUGGCAUUAGCAAAUGCCCCGUCUGGAGAACAGAUGUCACGCUUUUUAGCUGUUGGUUUGACUGAUGAAACUGUCCGUAUCAUUUCUUUAGAUACUACAGACUGUUUAGUACAACUAAAAAUGCAAGCUAUACCGGCCAUGCCAGAAUCGUUAUGUAUUGUAGAAAUGGGCGCUAGUGAUGGCGGUUCUUCAGAUGAACCGGCAAUGAAUUCACUUUCAAUGCUGUAUUUGAACAUUGGUUUACAAAAUGGUGUUUUACUUCGUACAGUACUGGAUGGUGUUACUGGAGAAAUGGCUGAUACUCGAGCCCGUUACUUAGGAGGCAAACCUGUAAAACUAUUUAAAAUUAGAACCAGGGGAAAUGAAGCAGUACUUGCCAUGUCAAGUAGAUCAUGGCUCAGUUAUUAUUACCAAAAUCGCUUUCACCUUACUCCUUUGUCAUAUGAAAGUUUGGAAUAUGCAUCUGGUUUCUCUUCUGAACAGUGUCCCGAAGGCAUAGUUGCUAUAUCUGGUAAUACCUUGCGCAUUUUGGCAUUAGAAAAAUUGGGUGCUGUUUUCAACCAAGUUUCAUUCCCGGUUGAAUAUACGCCCAGAAAGUUUGUUAUUCACCCUGAUUCUGCUCAUUUAAUUGUGGUUGAAACUGAACACAAUGCAUACACUGAGCAAACCAAAAAACAGAGGCGGAUACAAAUGGCAGAAGAAAUGCAGGAAGCUGCUGGAGAGGAAGAACAAGAAUUAGCCAAGGAAAUGGCUGAAGCUUUUUUGAAUGAAGAUUUACCAGAAAAUAUUUUUGGUGCUCCUAAAGCUGGUCCUGGAAUGUGGGCAUCAUUAGUCAGAUUGUUUAAUCCAGUUCAAGGCAUAACAGAAGCUGUUUAUAGGUUCCCUCAGAAUGAAGCAGUAAUGAGCGUUGCUCUAGUACGUUUUUCAAGUUAUCCAGAUUCACAGUUUGUUCUUUUUGGUGUUGCAAAUGAACUUCACCUGAACCCAAGACAUGUUACCUGUGGAUACAUUUACACUUAUAAAGUUAACCCAACGUGCACUUCUUUGGAACUGGUCCAUAAGACUACUGUUGAUAAUGUACCAACUGCAAUAUGUGGAUUCCAGGGACGUGUGAUAAUUGGUAUUGGUAGAAUUUUACGACUUUACGAUAUUGGUAAAAAGAAACUCUUACGGAAAUGUGAAAAUAAACAAAUUCCAUUAUUAAUAAUGGGAAUUCGUGUUAUGGGCUGUAGAAUAUAUGUGAGUGAUGUUCAAGAAAGUGUAUAUAUGGUUCGAUAUAAGCGUAAUGAAAAUCAAUUAAUUAUUUUUGCUGAUGAUACACAACCUAGAUAUAUUACUGCUAUGGAAAUACUUGAUUACAAUACAGUUGCCACAGCUGACAAAUGUGGAAAUAUUUCAGUGGUUCGCUUAGCUUCAUCAAUAUCCGAUGAAGUUGAUGAUGAUCCAACCGGUAAUAAAAGCCUGUGGGAUCGUGGUUUACUUAAUGGAGCUUCCCAAAAAGCUGAUUUCAUUGUGAAUUUCCAUAUUGGAGAAAUUUGUACUUCAAUACAAAAAGCUACAUUGAUACCGGGUGGUUCUGAGUCUCUAGUUUAUGCUACUGUGACUGGUACCAUUGGUGUUCUCGUGCCAUUUACUGCUCAUGAAGAACAAGACUUUUUCCAGCAUCUUGAAAUGCACAUGCGAUCUGAGAACCCACCACUUUGUGGAAGAGAUCAUUUAUCAUAUCGAUCCUAUUAUUUCCCUGUAAAAAAUGUUUGUGAUGGUGACCUUUGUGAACAAUAUAAUUCUAUUGAUAUUGCAAAACAGAAAAGCAUUGCAGCAGAUCUUGACAAAACACCUGCUGAAGUGUCUAAAAGACUUGAAGACAUUAGGACGAGAUACGCAUUUUAA
Messenger RNA from Macrosiphum euphorbiae (potato aphid), 3657 nucleotides. The record is from the annotation of a GenBank genome assembly. NCBI's taxonomy places the organism in Eukaryota, Metazoa, Arthropoda, Insecta, Hemiptera, Aphididae.